Messenger RNA from Aspergillus caelatus, 558 nucleotides. RefSeq lists its product as uncharacterized. The record is from RefSeq and is a predicted model, not a curated record. The transcript has a single exon. Bases 1 to 558 code for a protein of 185 amino acids. Lineage: Eukaryota; Fungi; Ascomycota; Eurotiomycetes; Eurotiales; Aspergillaceae.
AUGUCAGCUUUUCUGGACCCGGAGACGGCUGUCAAAGCGGCGUCGAUUUCUGGGGUUGCCAUUUGCGAUGACUAUGCUGCGUUCUCGAUUGAAGAUUACGAGAUUCGGCUGCGUAUAGUUGGGGUUUCCCUUGGGUGUGCGUAUGAAUUUGGUGGGCAGUUGGUUAAUGCAAUAAUCGAUGGGAGUAUGUUGCAAUGUACUGGGACUGGUGAGCAGCUUACUCUUGAAGCUGCUAUGGCGUGGAGAGUUAUCAGUGGUUGUACGUCACCUAACAGUGGGUAUAUAUUCAGUAAGGGAAGUCUGGACGAGGGACUUGUCAUAACCGAAAUUGAAAUUGCGGUGCAUGACUUGCUAGACUGGAGGUCUGAUAUAGCGGCUGGGAACCAUGAAAAUGGAGUCUCGGCAGCAUAUGGACUAGGUAUCAAAGACCCGUUUCACGCUUAUUUGGAGGCUAUAUUGACGCGAGCGGAGUCUAAUCCAAGAUCUGGUGGGUAUGCGAUUGCGGCCAUUGUGUUUAUGCACUUUACCGGUGUUAGAUACGGUGCAUAUGACUUAUGA